AUGGUGAUGGAGAACCUGGAAGCUACCGUCACGGCGGCUCUAGGCUACAGCAGCCAGAAUGUCACCAAGUACGUCGUCCGAGUCCCCAAGAACACAACCAAAAGAUACAAUAUAAUGGCUUUUAAUGCAGCCGAUAAAGUCAACUUUGCUACCUGGAAUCAGGCACGGCUGGAGCGGGAUCUGAGCAACAAGAAGAUCUACCAGGAAUAAGAGAUGCCAGAGUCUGGUGCAGGCAGUGAGUUCAACCGCAAGCAGGAGGAGGUGCGCCGGAGGAAGUAUGGCAUCGUGCUGAAGGAGUUCCGGCCUGAGGACCAGCCUUGGCUACUCCGUGUCAAUGGCAAAUCCGGAAGGAAGUUCAAGGGCAUAAAGAAAGGCGGGGUAACAGAAAACAUGGCCUACUACAUCUUCACACAGUGUGCUGAUGGUGCCUUUGAGGCCUUCCCUGUGCAGAACUGGUACAAUUUCACACCGCUGGCCCGGCACCGCACACUCACUGCUGAGGAAGCCGAGGAGGAAUGGGAGAGGAGGAACAAGGUCCUGAACCACUUCAGCAUCAUGCAGCAGUGGCGACUCCAGGACCAGGACCAGGAUGAAGAUGAGGAGGAGAAGGAGAAGCGCAGUCGCAAGAAGCCUAGUGAGCUGCGCAUUCAUGACCUGGAGGAUGACCUGGAAGUGUCCUCUGAUGCCAGCGAUGCCAGUGGCGAUGAGGGCAGCAGAGCCUCCAAGGCUAAAAAAAAGGCCCCAGUGACCAAGGCAGGCAGGAAGAAGAAAAAGAAGAAGGGCUCAGAUGAUGAGGCUUUUGAGGACAGCGAUGAUGGGGACUUUGAGGGCCAGGAGGUAGACUACAUGUCUGAUGGCUCCAGCAGCUCUCCAGAUGAGACAGGGGGCAAGCCCAAAGUGCCCCAGCAGGAGGAUGGCCCCAAGGGUGUGGACGAGCAGAGUGAGAGCAGCGAGGAGAGCGAGAAGCCCCCAGAGGAGGACAAGGAAGAGGAGGAAGACAAGAAGGCCCCUACCCUACAAGAGAAGAAACGCAGGAAAGACAGCAGUGAUGACUCAGACAGCUCAGAAGAGAGCGACAUCGACAGUGAGACCUCCUCUGCACUCUUCAUGGCGAAGAAGAAGACACCCUCCAAGAGGGAGCAGAAGCCAUCAGGGGGAAGUUCCAAGGGUACCAGUCGGCCAGGAACUCCCAGCACAGAAGCAGCAAGCACUUCUUCUACCCUGCGGGCCGCAGCUAGCAAGCUGGAGCAGGGGAAGCGGACAAGUGAGACUCCAGCAGCCAAGCAUCUUCGGAUGGACACGGGUUCCCAGAGCCUGUCUGGGAAGUCCACACCGAACAGCGGUGACGUCCAGGUGACAGAGGACGCUGUGCGUCGCUACCUGACUCGCAAGCCCAUGACCACAAAGGACCUGCUGAAGAAGUUCCAGACCAAGAAGACAGGGCUGAGCAGCGAGCAGACUGUGAACGUGCUGGCGCAGAUCCUCAAGCGCCUCAACCCCGAGCGCAAGAUGAUUGGUGAUAAGAUGCACUUCUCCCUCAGAGAGUGAUGCCAAUAAAGAGAGCAGGCCCAGA
Molecule: messenger RNA, 1573 nt
Organism: Arvicanthis niloticus (Nile rat)
Lineage: Eukaryota; Metazoa; Chordata; Mammalia; Rodentia; Muridae
Source: RefSeq, a predicted model, not a curated record